GAGCUAACUUUAGCAUUCUUCAAAUUUUUUUAGCUACAACUUGUAUAGCUAGCUAGCUAUAAUUUCGUCUGCUAGUCUUCUCCUCAAUCGUAUUUUGGCAGUUUGUGCUAAAGCACUGUUAGCUAAAGAGCACAGAGAGAGAUGUGCAUAUUUUACAUGUACAUUUGCAUCUGCUGCUUAUGUGUUCAAAGUGUGGGUUUAACGCAAACGACAAGAUUAGAACAUAGACACAAUGAAUAAUUCCUUUCUUGACUUUUCUCCUAUUCCACAAUAUAUCAUAAAGAAACCACGAUAUGGUGUGUUGACAGAUGCACAGCUUUGGACUAUCAGUUUUAUAUUUCUUGUCACAUCUUUGUUAAGUUUGUUUGGUACAGGAUCCAUAAUUUACGUCGCCAUCAAAAAGAAAAAAGUUUGUUCUAGCGGAGUGCUACCGUUAUUUCACUUGUGUCUAGCUGAUUUUUUGGGUGGCUUUAUCCUCAUAAUUGGAACUUCUGAACAUUUCACUAAUUCAGUAAGAAAUCGAACAUUCUGCUUAGUGCUCACCAUGUUAGCCACGUCGUUUUAUAUGACGACGUUCGUAUUGACAGUCAACUACGCAUGGAAAGUGUAUCGACAAGUAAAAAUUCGAGCAGAUCCAAUACCGUUGUUGGAAACAUCUUCAUCUAUUGCGAAUGUAUCUCAUCCUUGGUAUCGUAUCUCAACACCAGCUUUGGUGUAUUUCUUGUGUUGGUUUGUACCAUUUGCAUUCUCCAUGUUUGUCAUGUUUUCUGACAGCGAGUAUGAUGAGAACAAGGAGUUCAUUCUCAAUGAUGAUAUCUGUUCAUGUUGUUUUCCACUGUUCGUUUACGAAAGCUCGAGUUGUCAGAGAUCCGAAAAUUUUGACCAUCAUUUCAAUUGGUAUUCCCAUUACAAAUUCGUGUUUCUUUUUCUUCUUCUUAUAUCGUCAAUACUUAUCACAAUUUUAUACGGUUUAAUCUUUGCGAUGUUCAAAGGUCUGUUAUUAACUGGAGGUGUUAUUGGUCCAUCACAAUAUAAACUUUUGUAUAGCGCACGAAGAAGAGCUGGUCUCUUCGCUGCUGUGUUUCAUUUUUCAUGGCUCUCAACGCUGAUACUUGGCUCAAUCUCCUUUAAAGCAAAGUUCAGCAUGACGGAAUACUAUCCGCUCUUUGUAAUACAGGCUUGCACGUCGCCUUUGCAAGGUUUCCUAAACUCGAUGAUAUACGGAUGGCAACGAAAAACAUUUCGAGUUGCGUUGAACGAAGAAACUCCUUUACUCGAUCCGGCGAGUGUUGCACCGGACUUCACCAGUGACGCCAAUGUGAAUUAAUUAAACAUGUUUACCUUUUUACUGCGUAGUCACUCAUACUACGAAUAAAAUUAUUAAAAGGGGAGAAAUCAUUUGCGAAAGAAAAGAUUGCGGAAUUGAAAUUUGCGAAUAAGACCUGCAGAAUUGUUGAAAAGUUCUCGGGUACAAGGUGAAUUCGCAAACAUUAAUUUCGGAUUCUUUUCAUUCCACUUUAGGCAAUAUACAUUCUGGUGUGAAGAUAAAUAAUUAUGAAUUUUCAAAAAACAGACCUUCCGAGUGUAUUCUCUCCGAGGGAGGGUCUUGUAAUAGAGGUAUCAGGCUUUUAUUAGGAGAGCUAACCGGGCAGGGGCGAGUGUUGGGGUAAUGUUCAAUUUAUUGAUUAUUUAUUUUGAAUAUUUGUGGGUCCUGUGUUUUGAAUGUAUACAUUAGGUAAACACUUAGGUAAACAUGUUAGGGAUAACAUGGAAUGGGUUGACCCAUAGCUGUGGAUCUUGUGAUUACAAAGCGAACUCCAUAACCACAAGGCCACGCGCCAUUAAGUCGUUACAAAGUAAUUAAUUGUUGUAACGCUUUUGUUAGUAUUACAUAUUCUUAACAUUUGUAUCAUUUUUCGAUUGGAUAUCCUAAACUGAAAUGUAAAAGCAAAUAUUGCAUGUAUUUUUUAAUUGUAAAAUGUAAAAAUUGGCAGAAAUUUGUUUUUCUUUCAAAGUUUGAUGAUUCCUAAAAAUCAAUUAAACUCUUCAAAUGCAAGGUAAAAAUAACUGUUGAAUUGAAAAAUAUCUGUUCUCAAUAAACCUUAAGCAUUAAACAUAGAGGUUUACAGACUCCGUACUAAAUUAUCAGUUUUCUGCCUUCAGUUUCUAUCUUUUUCACAAUUCAUCUUUAUAUCAUUGGCAUGCACCUGAAAAGUUAAUAACAAAAUGCCUUUCACUGGCCUAAUACUACUGAUAGAAUAUAUCUAAAAUCUCCUUUAUUGCCCUAAAAAUUGCUUGCCUAAAAUCGCUUAAAUAACCUAAAUUUGUGCCCAAAAUAUUGAUCCCUCCUAGAUUUAUUUUUUGUGACAUCAUUUUUUUAGAUAUGUUUAUCUUGCACAAGUACUGAACAUAUUGUCAUAGGUACUGCAAAGCUUCUCUGGUAUUCAAAAAAAGAGAGGAACACUGACAAAAGAUGCAUUGCUUGCAGUAAACUCUCCAUUUUAAAGUCCUCAAAAGAACUGAGAAUGAAAAUAUAACUCCAAAUGUUUAUUAUUAUUCUUUCUUUUUCUGAUAUAAUUUAUUAACACAAAAUCCAUGCUUCUCCACUUCACAAGAACGUGACAAAAGAGACUCAAUUCCAACUUUGAAAUGAAUGUUAUUAAAACAACAAAUCUC
Messenger RNA from Hydractinia symbiolongicarpus, 2676 nucleotides. Its product is annotated as transmembrane protein 116-like. Gene Ontology annotation, molecular function: G protein-coupled receptor activity. The record is from RefSeq and is a predicted model, not a curated record. The coding region runs from base 233 to 1327 and encodes 364 amino acids. Gene Ontology annotation, biological process: adenylate cyclase-activating G protein-coupled receptor signaling pathway. The transcript has 15 exons. Lineage: Eukaryota; Metazoa; Cnidaria; Hydrozoa; Anthoathecata; Hydractiniidae. Gene Ontology annotation, cellular component: plasma membrane.